Messenger RNA from Solanum lycopersicum (tomato), 1411 nucleotides. RefSeq names its product pyridoxal reductase, chloroplastic. The record is from RefSeq and is a predicted model, not a curated record. NCBI's taxonomy places the organism in Eukaryota, Viridiplantae, Streptophyta, Magnoliopsida, Solanales, Solanaceae. Gene Ontology annotation, cellular component: cytoplasm.
UUUUGCUUUACUUUAUUAAAUUUUUUAAUAAUUUCGAUCUCUAAAUUUAUCCAAAGUUGUCUUCCUCACCUGGAAGCAAUGGCUCUCUGCCUCUCAGCUUCAAAAUCCAUUGCUUUCAACAUAAGAUGCAGCAAUUCUACAAGUGAUCCUCUUCCGUCUUCCUCUGUUUUCAAAUCCCUCAGAAUUCCCCGUUUCUGGCCAUGGCAAAAGGUAAAGAUGGGACCUUUGACAGUAUCUCCAAUGGGGUUUGGUACUUGGGCAUGGGGCAAUCAGCUUCUCUGGGGAUAUCAAGAUUCCAUGGACUCUGAACUUCAGCAGACUUUCAAUCUUGCUGUGGAGAAUGGGAUUAACCUAUUUGAUACAGCUGAUUCUUAUGGGACUGGAAAGUUAAAUGGACAAAGUGAGAAACUUCUUGGAAAAUUCAUUCGCGAGUUUCCAGGAGACAAGCAAGUAAAGAAUGACAUCGUUAUUGCAACAAAAUUUGCAGCAUACCCAUGGCGCCUAACACCUGGACAAUUUGUGAAUGCUUGCAAGUCUUCUCUGGAAAGAAUGGAAAUCGAGCAAAUUGGAAUUGGACAAUUGCAUUGGUCAACUGCAAAUUAUGCACCUCUGCAGGAACGAGCUCUUUGGGAUGGUUUAGUUGCCAUGUACGAGAAGGGUUUAGUUCGUGCAGUAGGAGUGAGCAACUAUGGACCAAAGCAGCUGCUGAAAAUAUACAAAUAUCUUGAUGACCGAGGAGUACCUUUGCGCUCCGCCCAGGUACAAUUUUCAUUGCUAAGUAUGGGAAGUGAUCAGAUGGAGAUAAAAAAUAUAUGUGAUUCACUAGGCAUACGGGUCAUAGCAUACAGUCCUCUGGGUCUUGGUAUGCUCACUGGUAAAUAUACGCCCUCUAAUCUUCCACCUGGGCCAAGGGGAUUACUCUUUAGACAAAUUUUGCCUGGAUUGGAGCCUCUACUUACCUCACUGAGAGAAAUAGCUCAAAGACGUCGGAAAACAGUACCACAGGUAGCUAUCAACUGGUGUAUAUGCAAGGGUACAAUUCCUAUCCCUGGAAUCAAGUCUGUAAAACAAACUGAAGAGAACCUAGGAGCCCUUGGUUGGCAACUCAGUUCUGAUGAAUUGCUCCAAUUAGAAUUCGCAGCUCUUGAUUCUCCACAGAAGAUGAUCCAAAACGUAUUUCAGACAAAGUGACAACUUCUCCAAAUAAUCAAUAUGUUUAGGAAGAGAUACUUACAUAUAGAAGGCAAUAUUCGAGCUAAAGGAUAUCAAUGAACACAUUUGGAUCAUUAGCUCUUCCAAAAUGCAUAUUCUCAAAUAUCUGCAAGGUAGCUUUGUGCAAAGUGUAAUUUAUAUCCUAUUCACGGUGGUAACAUUUUAUAUAUUUGUCUCAAGGCAAAGAGUAGGAUCACAA